GUCUACAAGCGCAGCUGUCUAAAUAGCGUAGAUUUAUAUCGAGGAGACUGCAGCCAUUUUGCUUCAGAAGGUCUGUGGAAGAACCCUUCCGUCUGCUUCUGUUCAUCCGCUCACGGCCACAGUGCCUGCUAGUAUCAACAAUGAUUGAUGCCUACGCGUACUUCUGAGCCGGCAACGCGUGGAAGGGAAUUGUGAUGAAAAGAAGCCUGAAUUGCGAGGACAGCGCGGAUGGCGCCGACUCGGCUUCCCCCAGGCCUAGCGCUGCACACGACUGUGUUACGGAGACCCAGGGGCCCGCUGCCUCCGCGUGCUCGACCCACAUGCUGCUGGCGCACCCCCAGUCUGACUCAAGCACGGGCGCCGCCAUGAGGUCUGAGGGUACCUCACAGACUGUUUCCGCAGCGUCUGCAGCAUCAGGCUCGGCGGGGGGCUCGGUGGAAGGGACAGCCCUGGACAGCGGUGCUGCGAUCUGUAGUGGGGGCGCGCCGAGCAGCGGACCUACUCCGCAAGGACGGAGGCGGACGGGGCGAAGAGCGGCACCGAUGCAGCCGGAGGACCCCUGGGAGGCCUUCUGCCGGGAAAGCUGGAUCCCCACACUGGAAAACAGCUUUGGUCCCGACUGGCGGCAGCACUGCCCUGGGGAGGUGGCGGCGCUCAUGCAAUGGGCCGUCGCCACCCGGACUGGCGUGCCCGCGGCCACCGCUGCUGCAAUUCAGCGGGUGCAGAGCCAGCCGGUAAUGCAGCCGGCCGCGCUGCAACCGCAACCGCUGCAGCAGGGCAGCCAGCUUCAACAGCAGCAGCAGUUGCUGCAGCAAGCCAUGCAUGCGCUGCUCCUACCAGUGCCAGGUCAGCAACAGCAGCAGCACGUGGACGUCACACAGCUUGGGCAAGGUUCGCCGUUCGUCAUAGCGGCCAUCCUGACGGCUCCCGGGGGCAUAUCAGCGCCGCUCGCCAUCGGCACGCAGGUUCUGGGAGCCAUGGUAGGGAAGCAGCAACAGCAGCCACCGCAGCAGGUGCAGGAGGCGGGCAACGCACGUUGUGCGGCGCCCUUGCCGGCAGCUGCAACACCUGUGACCAGCGGUCGCCCUGGCGGCGUGGAGGCAGCCGGCUGUGAAGAGGCGGGCCUGCUGCAACUGCUGCAGCGUGGGCUAGAGGCGCGCCUGGCGGUGCAGCCUGUGCUUAGUACGCCGCGGGUUGCCCCAGUUGCUCCAGAUGCGUCCCGGGCUGUGCCAGGGGCCGCUCUAAUGGGCAGUGGCCGGGUUGAGUCAGGUACAGCUCCCACACCAACGGCCGUAGUAGCUGCGCGGGCGAGUAUGGGCAUCACCAGCAGCACCAGCGGUUCCGGCCGCACGCUACCGGUGCUGGACUUGUCUCGGCCGCCGCAGCCACCCGUGCUGGAAGCCGAUGGCUCGGAGGCGAGCGCGUCCAGCGGGGACAGUGGGAGGAGCGCGGUGACCGGAGCUGUACUUGACUUAGGCACAUCAUUCGCAGGCCGCGGCGGUACCGACGUGACUGCAGGCUCACCGUCUGCCGUCGCUGAGGCAGCGCUCCGGCUUGCGUACCGUUCCCCCACGGCACCCUCCAGCAUAGGAGCCGGCGCUGCUGUGAGCAGCGGCAGCAGUGACGGUGGCAGCACCGCGGCUGCAGCCACAACUGCUACAGCGGCGCUACAGCUUGACUCGCCGCUGACGCUGGCCGCGGCUGACGGCUCUGCCUCACCGCUAUACAACAUACAGCUGCCCGACGGGUCGCUGCUGCCCGUGCAAAUAGUGCCGCUGCAGGUGUCGCUUGGCGGCGCCGCAGGGGCCGGGGGCGUGGGUGCGGCAGGCGGCGCCGGUGCUGCGCCCGCAGCGUCGGCGUUGGCGUCUUCCACGGCAGUUUCCGGCGCGGAUGCGGGCGCGGCACUUGACCUGCGGGCGCUACUCGGCGGCAUGUUGGGCGGCAGCGCAGGCGACUCACCGUCAGGCGCUGGCGCAGGUGACUCGGCGGCGAUCACGGCGGCUCUGGGGGAGGGUGCGGACCUUGACGGGCUGCUCGGAGGCCUGCGCGGCCUUGCCACCAUGAUGGGUGGCUGGGCUGGCGCUGGCAGUCUCAGCGGCGUGCCUUCCAGCUCUGCUGCAGGCGGCGAAAGCCCGAGUUCCGCGGAGCAGGCCGCCGGCUCCAACCCGCUGAGCAACUUCGGCGGCCUCGUUAACCUUUCUGCGGCUGGCCUGGGCCUAGGCCUGGGCGGCGGGCUAUUCGGCCUCGGCAUGGGCAUGGGCGGGUUUGAUGGGCUGAUCUCGGGCGGAGGGCCCGCGCCCGGGGGUGUCGGCGCCGGUGGUGGGCUGCUGAUGGAGCUGCUGAACCGCAGCGAUGCCGCGGGCCGGCUGCCCCUCCACGCAGCGGCUGCAACCGGGAGGGCGACGGUGGUUGAGCGGCUGCUGGCGCUGGGCUGUGACCCCGCACGCCGCCUGGAGCGGGACUUCCUUGCCCCACAGCAGCAGCAGGGGGGUCAGGAGGGGGGCCCGGCGCAGCACGGCGGGACGGAAGGCGGGGCCGUCACAUGCCAUGACAACAAUGACGGCUACUCCGAUGGCAGCGGCGGCGAUGGCGGGGAAGAUGAGGAGGGGGAGGUACUGGAGCACGAGGCCAGUAUACCUCAGUUUCCCUUCGCGGCAGCAGCGGAGCCCUGCGGCGCUGGCGGUGCUGGCGGCAACGGGGCGGGUAGCGCCGUGAGCGUGGCGGCGGCUGCGCGGCAGGGGCUGGCGGUCGCGCUGGACGUGCUGGGGGACCGACUCGACCCGGAGCAGCUGCACUACCUGGCUGGCAAAUACGCGGAGCAGCAUCUGUGGACACCUGGGGGCGCGGCGGUCGGAGCAACCGCCCUCCCACCGCCGAUAUCGCCGAUGAUCACACGCGUUGCGCACGGGCAAGGCCAUGAGGAGAGCGCCGAUGUGCAGGAUGCGUACGCGGCCACCGCCAGCCGCGGCAGUAGCAGCACUCGGCUGGGCGUCAGGCGCCGCAACCGGCGCAGGUCGCCUGCAUCAGCAGGCGAUGAAGCGCCAACUGCGCCAGCCGCUGUGCCGGCGGCGCAGCAGAAGCGCUUUGACUCGUGUUCGCCGCCUGUGUCGGGGUCAGGUCAGCGCGGGAGCGAGGCGGGCGAGCAUGGUGAUGGGGAUGGAGACGGGGGUGAGCGCAGUGCUGACACCAGCGGCGCUGCAGCCGCCAAGCGCACAGCUGGGGAGCGGCGGAAGCGGCACGGCGACUCGCCAAGCAGGCCAUAUGAGGAAGAGCCGAGGCGUGGAGGAGUCAACAGUGGGAUCAGCAGCCGUGCUGAGGGCGGGGCCGGGCAUCGGGCCCCGGGUGCGGCAGCAGCAGCGGCGAGCAGUGUGCAGGGCUCCGGUCCAGCAGAUGUGGCCAAGGCGGGUGUGUCAGGCAGGAUUCUGGCCGCAGCAACCGCAGCUGGCCGCCGACGGCCCCGUCGGCUGGCACCGCCUGCACAACGGGCCGGGACAUCUGCCGCAGCAAGUGCAGGGAAGCACAAGCGGCCUGCUGACGGGGACGCGGACGAGGCAGGCGGGCCCAGCGCAGGCAACAGCGAUACCCGCCGCAGCGGCGGGGCCGCCGCCGCCAUAUCUCCGGAAGGGGACUUUGGCAGUGAGAGUGACGGCGUUCCGUACGAUGAAAACCAGGAGGUCCUGAUUUUGCGAUAUGGAGACAGCCCUGAUGACACGGAGCAGGGCGGGGCGCGCAGGCGGCUGGGCGGCACGGAGCAGGGCUGGGACGAUGGCAGCGAGGAGGAAGAAGAGGAGGGCGAGUGGCACGAAGGCGGCGACGCUGGCACCGGCGUGGUGGGCAUCCUGCAGGGCAUGGGCGCGGCGGCGCUUGAUCAGCUCGGUGCGCUGGCUGCGGCUGCGGGUAUGCCAUUGGAUGCGCUGGGCGGCCUGGCACACGUCAAGGGUGGCAGCAGCGGUAGCGGUACCGGCGCCGGCGCCAAUGGGCCUGUCACCAGGCCCCAAGCCGCUGGCACGGACGUCCUAGGCGCCGGUGUCAGCGGUCGCGGCAGCGGCAGCAGCGCCGCUCUGUCGCACAGUCUGGUGGCGGCGCUUGGCCGCCGCGCUGGCAGCGGCGUGAUGCCGGCGUUCGCGGCGCCGCCGUCCUUCCGCGGCGCCUCACCGCUGCACCUCGCUGCGGCGCACGGGCACAUGACCGUGUGUGAUGUGCUGCUGCGGGCGCCCGGCACCGACCCGGGCGCCAAGACCGAGCAGGGCUGCACGGCGCUGCACAUGGCCGCGCGGAACGGCCACGAGGCUGUGGUGGGUCUGCUGCUGCGCUACACGUCGCCGCCGCCACAGUCGCAGCCGCAGCCGCCGGGCGGGGCCGCGCCUGGCUCGGGUGCCGCGCCCGCGGAUGCCGGCCAGCAGCCAGCGCCCGGCAGUGGAGGCGGCGCCGGCUCCGGGCAGCUGCAGGUGGACGCGGCAGAUGGCCAGAUGCGCACUGCCCUGCACUACGCCGCUGCUAUGGGGCACUGGCGCGUGGUGGAGGAGCUGUGGCCCAGGGGCGCGGCGAUUGAUGUGGCGGAUGCAUCGGGCCGCACGCCGCUGCACUACGCGGCCGGCGGUGGGCACGUGGAGUCGGUUGGCAAGCUGAUCAUUGCGGGCGCGGGCGUGGGGCUGCAAGACGCCCAGGGCUACACCCCCGCGCACCUGGCGGCGAUGCACGGCCACGCCGAGGUGCUAGAGAAGCUGCUCCUGGCGGGCUACGAGGCGGACACGCUGGGCGGCCCUUGCGACGACUCGACCGAUGCCGGACUCGCCUGCACACCGCCGGCUGGCGCAGCGCUCGCUCCAGGCAAGGCGGCGCUACAGCCCCAAACCGCUGGUGCGGACGGCGGCGCGGCUGCAGCACCCGCCACUGAUGGCACUGCCAGCUGUAGCAGCAGCAGCAGCAGCAGCAGCAGCAGUGGCAGCACCGGCGCUUCCGCCGCAGCCGGCGGGCAUACGGCGCUGCACCUGGCGGCGUCGCAGGGUCACUGUGCGGCGGUGGCGGUGCUGCUUCAGCACGGCGGCGCGGUGUGUGUGGGGCGGCGCGACUGGCGCGGCUGCACGCCGCUGCUGCGGGCGGCAGAGGGCGGCCACCGCGGAGCCUUUGAGCUACUGCUCAUGCACGGAUCGGACCCCUGGGCCACCGAUGCCGCCGGCGCCACCGUGCUGCACUUUGCCGCGCGCGGCGGCAGCCUGGCCAUUGUCCGGCGGCUGCUGCAGCUGGAGCAGCUGGAGCAGCUGGACCGGCAAGCGCAGCGGCGGCAGGAGGCGGACGGCGCGGAGGCCGGGGCGGGUGGAGAGGCUGCGAGUGGGCAGCCCCGUGCGCCGAGGUUGAGCCUGGCCGCGGCCAGGAACGGCCAGCUUCCGCUGCACUGGGCGGCGGCGUGGGGGCGUGCCGAGGUGGUAGAGGUGCUGCUGGAGCUGGGGCCGGAGGCCGGCGGGGACCCGCUGUGGCAGGACGCCUCUGGCGCAACGCCGUGGCACCUGGCCGCUGCUCGCGGCUCCGGCGCGGUGCUCCGAGUCUUCUUGGACCAGCCGCUGCAGCCGCCGCAGCUGCAGCCGCAGCGCGGCGCCACCGUCGCUGCAGCUACAGCCGACCCCGAUAGCUCCCAGUCAGUUGCUGAUGCAGCCGCUUCCGACGCGCGCGUGUUGCGCCGCGCCGUGCCCGUGGCUAUUGAGGCGCGCGACGGUCGCGGCCGCACGGCCUUGCACUGCGCUGCCGACUGCGAUGCUGGGCCGGUGGUGCCGCUGCUGCUGGCAGCUGGUGCGGACCCGGCGGCCGUGUGCGGCCGUGGCCGCACUCCGCUGCACUGCGCGGCGCAGGGCGGCAUGCUGGGCGUGAUGACGCUGCUGCUCGGCCGCAUGGCGCCACAGGACGUGAACCGCCGGGACCUGGCGGGCUGGACGGCGCUGCACCACGCGGCCGACAAGAGCAGCGCCGACAUGACCUCGCAGCUGCUGGCCGCUGGCGCCUCGCCGCACGCCGCCACCGCCGCCGGCCUCACGCCCUGUCAUCUGGCCGUGCGCCGCCGCUGCCUGCAGCAGGUGUACAGCAAUCAACCCAUGCAGCAGCAGCAGCAGCAGCAGCAGCAGCCGGACCCUGUGGAGCUGCUUCUGAAGGCGGGCGCAGACCCGCGCGCGCGCGACGCGCAGGGCUGCACGCCGCUGCAUUUUGCGGCUCUGAGCGGCGACGUGGCGCUGUUUGAGCGCCUGCUGGCGGCGGCUACUGUGGCGGAGGGGGAUGGCCAGGGCAGUGCAGGGCACCAGGUGCAGCAGCAGCAGCAGCGGAGAGGGCUGCCGGCGGCGUUGCGGCUGCGAGACGCCCGCGGCUACUCCCUGCUGCACUAUGCGGUCGAGGGUGCCAAUAUGGCCAUCAUAUCGCGCCUGCUGGCGGCAGGCCUGGCCGAGGCGCCGACAGCGGCUGCGCUCAGUGCUGCAGCGCUAGUUCCUGUGGCCGUGGCGGCGCAGGGGCUGCCGUCCGCAGUCCUCGCCGCCAGCGACGGAGCAAGCAGCGCGGCUGCGGCCACAGCGUCGCCAGCCAGCGGGGCGCACACGCCCUCGACUCCCGACAUCGCCGAGUCGCCGCCUGCGUCAUCUUCGGGCCCGGACUCCGCGGCCGCUGGUGGCCAGGCGCCGCCGCCGCCGCCCAUGUCGGCCCUGCACCUCGCCUGCAAGCUGUGCCAGCCCGAGGCCGUGGAGCUGCUCCUGGCUGCAGGCUACGGCGCCUGCGAGCGAGCGGCCACGGGCGGCCAGGCGCCGCUGCACUUUGCAGCGAUGGGCCCCGCGCCGCCCGCGAUCACCGACCUGCCCUCGCCGCGAAGCCCAGCGCCCAGCCCGGCGCCUGGCGCUCCUCCAACGGCGGCCGAUGAGGGCGUGGAGAGCCCGCACACGCCCUCGCCGCUGACUCCGCACGCACGGGGCUCUGGGCAGGCGAGCGGCACGCUGGCUUCGCCGGAGGGCGCAGCCAGUGCGGGUCAGUCCGCCCCCAGUGCGCCGGGGCGGUCGGAUGCGGCCACGUCGACCGAGCUGGUGGCCCCUCCUGCCGCGCGCCCGCAAAGCGCCCCUCCGCAGCCGCAGGCACUGCAGUCGCGGGCGGCGCGGCUGCGGCCCCCGGGGCUGCUGCACGCGUGCCAGGUGCGCGUGGCAGAGGCGCUGCUGGCGGCGGGCGCGGACCCACGUGUACACGACGCGUACGGCAGGUCACCGCUGUCGUACGGCGCCGGCGCCGGCAACCCGGCCCUAGUGGCGCGGCUGCUGGCGGCGGGAUGCGACCCGCUACAGCCGGACUGCAAGGGACUGACCCCGCUGCACUGGGGUGCUGCUGGAGGCUGCGCCGAGGUCGUAGCAGCUCUAUUGGCGGCGCCCGCGCUUGCAUCCCCCUCCACACCCAGCACUUCGGCCGCUGCCUCUGGCUAUGGCAGCCAGGCUGAGCGGCUGAUGGCGCUGGACGAUGCCGGCCGCAUGCCGCUGCACUGGGCAGCGGAGCGCGGCGCAGCGGGAGCCGUGGCGGUGCUGGCCGGCGCCAUGCUGGCAGUGGCGUCGCCCUCAUCCGCAGUCGCAGCUCCGGCAGGUGCCGCCGCCGCAGCCGCUCCACCUAGCAGCGGCACGCCGGCGGGAUCGCCAGCUGGACAGGGCGCGGCGCCUGCAGCCGCAGCUGCGACGACCAACAGCGCAGUUGCAAACGGCGCCGGCGGCGGCAACGCACUGGUGGCGGCGGCCCCGGGUGCCAACCUGCUGCACGCGCCUGACGGGCGCGGCUGCAGCGCGGCGCAGCUGGCGGCUGCGGGCGGCCACGUGGAGGUGGUGGCCCGGCUGCUGGAGGCGGCGGGCCGCGCGGCGGGCGGCGGCGGCGGCGGCGGUGGCGAAGCUGGCGGCGUGGGACUGAGUGCGCUGCACCUGGCGGCUCAGAACGGACUGGACCAGGUUGUGUCACAGCUGUGCCAGGUGCCCAGCUGUGACGUGAACGCGCGCGACAGCGAGGGCCGCACGCCGCUGGCGCUGGCCGCCGGCCGCGGCCUCGCGGGCAUCGUGGGCCGGCUGCUGGCGGCGGGCGCCGACCCCAACCUGGCCUCCACGGACGGGCUGCUGCCGCUGCACGCGGCGGCGGGCGGCGGUCACCUGGACUGCGUGGAGCUGCUGCUGGACGCCGGCAGCCUGGUGUCGUAUAAGUCGUCCAACGGCGCCACGCCGCUGCACCAGGCGGCGGGCGGCGGCCACGCGGCGGUGUGCGAGGUGCUGCUGGAGGCGGGCUGCCCCGUCAUGGGCAGGCUUGCCUCUGGCGCCACGGCGCUCUACUGCGCCGCAGCCGCGGGUUGGGAGGAGGCGGCGGAGGUGCUGCUGCGGGCGGGCAGCGAGGUGGACGCGGCGACCACCUCGGGCUGCACCGCCCUGCACGCGGCCGCCACCAACGGCCAUGCCAAGGUCAUGGCACUGCUGCUGACGGAGGGCGCGGACCCGGACGUGGCCACCUCCUCCAACGGCCACACGCCGCUGCAUAACGCGGCCAGCGGCGGGCACGUGGACGCGGCGGAGGCGCUCAUCGCCGCCGGCGCAGACCUGGACGCCCAGAACAGCGGCAACGGCAACACGCCGCUGCACAUAGCGGCCAGCAAGGGCUACCUGGACCUGGUGGGGCGGCUGGUGGGCGCCGGCGCAGACAUGCACGUGCGCAACACCAAGGGCUGGGCGGCGGUGCACAGCGCCGCCAGCGCGGGCUUCUUCGAGGCCGUGCUGCGGCUGGUGCAGGCGGGCGCCAGCUGGAAGCGCGGUCAGGGCGAGGCGGACGUGGUGAAGCUCAUCACGCGCAAGACCACGCUGAAGACCUCCUACGUGGAGGGCCGGCUGCGGUUGGCGGAGCGGGAGCGCCACCGCAAGGGCGGCGCCGUGGCGACCGGUGGGGCUGGUGCGGCUGGCGCCGCCUCCGGCACCGCGCAGAGCGGCGCCAGUGGAGGCCCGGCCGGGGGUAGCGCGGCCGCUCGCGGCGUGGCGGCGGUUGCUGGUGCCAGCGCCGCUGGCGCAGGCGCGGGCGGCGGUGCUGGUGGUGGUGGCGGCAGCGGUGGGCUGCUGGAGGAGCUGGCGGCGGCGGCGGAUGCAAACAUGGCGGCGCUGCUGGAAGAAGAGGCGGCAGCGGCCGCGGCGGCAGCGGAGAAGAAGGCGAAGCAGGCGCAGAAGAAGAGCAAAGGCAAGGGUGCGGCCGGCAAGCAGACGGCCGGCAAGGGGGGGAGCGACAGCGGCACCGGAGAGGCGGCGGCGCAGUCGGACACGGCGGCGCACGAUGCUGCACUGCCCGCGCCGACUCCUGACGUGGCCGCCAGCAACGGCAAGGUUACGGCGGGCCCCUCGGAAGCCGACGCAGCCAAGCCAGCACCCGGCGCAGGCACAGGCAGUGGUCCGGCCGCCUCCACCGCAGCGGCUGCCAGUGUGGCGGCCAAGAGCGCAGGCGCUAAGGGCGGCAAGGCAACAAAGAGCGCUGCAGUUGCAGGCGGAGGCAGCAACAGCGCGCCCCAGCCGCAACAGCAGCAGCAGCAGCAAUCCGCGGCACACGGCCGCACCCAGGCUGUGCCCUCGGCGGCUGCCUCGGCGGCAGCAGUCGCGCCUCCUCGGGCCACCCCGACAAUCAAGUCACUCUCUGUGGACAGCAGCGAGGGCACGAACGCGCUGCCCUCCACCGCAGCCGAGGCUACUAAGAGCUCGCCUUCGACUGCUGUAAGCGCGGCCGCAGCUGGUAAGGCGCAGCCAAGCAAGAACAGCAGGGCGAGUGGCGCAGCCGCUUCCCAGACUUCAAGCGCCGGUCCUGGCGCGGCCGCCGCAUUCCACGCUUCCGCUGCUGCGACGCCAACCAAGGCAACAGCAACUAAGCCCCAAAGCACUGCUGCUGGCAGCGCCUCUCCUACGCGCCCUGCCGGCCGCACGAUCACCGUCCCCGCAGCCGCUAUCAUGGCCCCCGCUUCGUUCGCAGCUGCGCAGAGCGCCCGCGGCAGCAAGGGCGCCGCAUCGACUUCCGCCGCAGCUGCAAGCAGUGGCAACAGCAGCAGCAACGCUGGCGCAGGCAGCAAGGGCGUGACACUGGCGCAGGUGGUGGCACGUGCCCCUGGUUCCAAAGCUGCCAGCGGCAACGCGCGUGGACCGGCAUGGUCUGCAGCGGCAACAGCUGGCGCCCCCGCCGCAGCACCUGCAGGCAUGGCCGCCUCAUCCGCCGCGGACGCUUGGCCCACGCUCGCAGCUGCUGCCGCGGCCGCUUCGUCUGCGGCAUCGGCUCCCACUGCUGGCACCGCGGCCGCUCCGGACUCGGCUGCAGCGCCGGCUUCGCUCCCUGUGCAGCCAGCAGCACAGCAACAGCAGCAGGGUGCUGCGUCCCGCCCGGUAGCCGGCGUGUCAUCUGGCACAGGGCCAGUGUCGCAGCAGGCCACAGAGCAGCCCCCGCUGCUGCCAACGCGGCCGCCUCAGCAGCAAGCCGCUGGUCCGGCACAGGCGGCCUACCAACUGCACACGCCGCAGCUCUUCCUCACCCCGCAGCCGCCGCCGCCCCAGCCCCUGCACGGUGGCGCUCUGCCGCCGCUCCCGCCGCUGCCGCCGCUGCCCCCGAACCGCCAGCAGCCGCACAGCAGCCACGCCGCCAGCGCGAGCGCUUCGCCCAUCGCGGACUCGCUUCGCCGCAUCGGCCUGGGCUCUGGCGUCCAGCCACGGCAGGACUCGCUGCCAGGCUUCCCGCCCAACCUGGGCAGCAGCCUGUCAGGGGGCUACUCCUACCAAGGAAGCGCAGCCGAGACCAGCCAAGGCUUUCUGGGUGUGGGCAGCGAGGAAGUGCAGCUGCCUGCUGCGCUGGUCCGAGCGCUGGGUGGCGCCGACGGUGGCGGCGGCGGCGACAACGGCAACGGAAGCAGUCCUUUCAGCGCCUCGACCGCGCCGGACGCGCCAGGGCCGCGCAACGGCGCGAGCGGUACCUACGACGCGCAAGCGCAGCGCUAUCCGCACCAGCAGCAGCACCACCAGCCGCCACUGCAGCAGCAGUCGCCGCCGGUGGACUGGUCCUUUGCGACGGCCUCAACAUCCGCCGCCACCUCGGCGGCCAUGAUGACUGCAGCCGCGGGCGGCGGCGGCGGCGGCCUGGCGCCUCCACUGUCCUCCGCGCCGGACACGCCCUUGUUCGGCACCUCGCCGGCCCUGGCGCCACCUGCCGUACCCAGCGGCUUCACGGGUCUGGGCCUCGGCGCCGGCGGCCCACCACACCUGUACGAGGGUGCGGACCAGGCGCAGCGCCGGCAGGGGCUCGCAGCAGGCGCGCACCAUUACGGCCACGGCUACGGGGCUGCGGGCGCCGGCGCGGGCCUUGGCCUGCGCUCCGGCUCAGGCCCGGUGAUGCCGUCCGGCGGGCUGGCGGGGAUGGGGAUGGGCGGCCCCGGCGCGACCGCUGGCUUCAACGCUCGCGGCGACACUUGGGGCGCGGUGCAGGCGGUAAUGGCGGACGGCGGCAUCGGCGGAGGUUACGGCGACUUGGGCGAGCUGACCGCAGACGGUGGCAUACAGUCCAACACCCACGGCCAUGGGGCCGGCGGCUAUGGGCCUUACGGCCCCCUUUCAUCGUCCGCGCCCACGCACGCGCAGCAGCGCCACGCUGGCGGCGGCGGCAAUGACACGGCCGGCACGAGCUCGGGCCUGGUGCUGGGCAUGGGCGUUGGUCCGGUGCCGCUCGAGCUGCACCAGUGGAGCCGGGUAUGGGGCAGCGGCACCGGAGCCGCCGGCGUCGGCCCCGGCGGCAUGGGCUCCGGGUUCUUCCGCACAAGCAGCAACACCACGCUACACCCAACCGGCGGCCCUGGUGGCCCAGCUGGCCCCGGAGGAACCAGCACGCCCACGCUGUCGACUGGAGCAGUGGGUGCGGUCGCGGGUAGCGCCGCGGGCACCGGCACUGGUGCCGGUUCCGGUGCUGGGAUGGUCUCAGGCAGCCCGCACCACCGCAGCAACUCGGCGUCAUCGCUACUGGCGGGUGCGCCGGGAAGCAUCUGGUCCUCCGCCGCCGCCAGCUCGGCCGCCGUGGCCAGCGCCUUCGCACCGCCGCUGCCCGACUUCCCUGACACCCUGGUGCCGACAGCCGAGCCGGCGGCCCCGGCGCCGCGGCUGCAGCCGCCGCCUCCGCCGCCCAAGCCGGCGGUGCACCCUGUCGCUGCGGCGGCGGCUGCCCCGGGAGGUGGCAGCCAGUUCCACUGCCCGCUGACGCGGCGGGUGAUGAUGGACCCGGUGGUUGCGGCGGACGGCUGCACGUACGAGCGUGCUGCUAUCAUGGAUUGGCUGCGCGUGCACGCCACGUCGCCGCUGACCGGUGAGACGCUGGCUAGCCGGGAGGUGGUGCCAAACUUCACCAUGCGGGCUGCAAUCCAGCUGUUGGCCGGGCAGUAGUCCGCUGGGGUCGUGGCUGGGUCGGUAGGAUAGCGCGGCAGUAAGUCAGGCCCGGCAGGAGCAGUGUUUCACCGACCAAUUGUCGUGUACGGGUUGGACGGCCGGCCACUGCACGAAACGAGCAUCGUGUACAGGCGUGUGAGAGAGCCACACAGGAAUUGGCCAAGCUGGAGCUAGUAAGGUGCAAUGAGAGAAAUCCCAGUCCCCAGCGAGAUAAGUGUAUUACAUUAGGCAGGCGCGAGUGCAAGUUAGUGCCAGGUCAGGAACAUUAGAGACAAUGCAGGUUGCAGAGAGGUUUAACUGAUAUUAGGAGUGAUCCAGGUGGCCGAGCGUGGAGGCUUUGGUUAGGUUUGGUGAUUGCACAGUGCGCAGGUGCACAGAGAUGGCAUGGCUGUAGCGCGUGAUGAGAUCAGACCCGUCAGGUCAUGAAGCGGCAGGAGAAGAACCUGGGGCGGAAAAGGCAUUGUCACAAUGAAUGCUCUACACGGGUACCUGGCUGUCCCAUGAGGCGUGCAGUGCCAUGCGCCACCCCAAAGCGACAGGGUCCCCGGGUCUGAGGACCAAUGUAAACUUCAUGUAGC
Messenger RNA from Chlamydomonas reinhardtii, 13000 nucleotides. RefSeq lists its product as uncharacterized. The record is from RefSeq and is a predicted model, not a curated record. Bases 195 to 12419 code for a protein of 4074 amino acids. Lineage: Eukaryota; Viridiplantae; Chlorophyta; Chlorophyceae; Chlamydomonadales; Chlamydomonadaceae. Gene Ontology annotation, molecular function: ubiquitin-protein transferase activity; protein binding. The transcript is spliced from 18 exons. Gene Ontology annotation, biological process: protein ubiquitination.